ACGAAGAUCUCCAAGACCGAUCCCACCUUCAAGUCACACACACCAAGCAGGCGUUGAGAUCAUGUUGCUGCGAAGUUCUGUCACCGCGGGAUUGUGACGUUUCGCGUGUCAACGUCCUUCGAGAACGGUACGGUGUGGAGAGCAAACAGAACACUACCAUCACGAUUUCUAUUCAAAUUAAAACCCGCAGCUCCCACACAGAAACCGUUUGCUUGCUUGCUUGCUUGCUGGUGGUGGUGGACAACUCGCAAAUUGACUGCGCGUCCCACUUCAGGUACGUUUCGGCAAGCCAGCCAACGGGGCGUGUGUGUGUGUGUAUGAGUGUGAAAUUGCAAUAGAAAAAGGCUACUCCGAGUGUAAAUCACCAAUACCAACACAGAAGGGGGCUCAACACGAUCUGCCUGUACAAGAUUUAUGGCUGGAGGAUGGGGUUGAUUCUGAGAAGCAACUUCGAUCAGCUUGUGCCGGAAGAGGAAUGGCUGCGAGAUGCGGUUUGCAGAUUAACUUUACGAGACUAUAAACAUUAUAACCAGAACACUUCUUCUUAUGCCUCUGUGGACGCUUUCGUCAUAAUCAGUGAUCAAAUCUUAACGUUGCAAAGUGAAACGAGUUGACGCAGAAAAUAAAACGCGUAAAAACCUGUUUGUGAACGUGUUGAUCGUGAAUCUACUGGCAAAGUGUGUGCUCCCGCGGCAAGAAGUCUUUACGGUGAAUUUAGAGAAACCGCACUAAAGAGUGUACUGAAGUGACGUGUUGUUGUAAAAGUGUGAAAGAAGAUUUUGUUACGGUGUUUUUGUAUAUGUGCGUUUUUGUGCUUGUAAAAUCGUAAAACAGUGCCCGCUAGUGCCGUUAAAACCGCCUCUUUGGCUGGAAGUGUAAAGAGAUCUUUCGGAAAGUGUCACAUACGGUUCUGUUACAAGAGUACGUUUAAAGGUGUUGUGUGUACAUACUGAGUUACUGAGAAGGUGUCUGCUUGUGGUUGAAUGAAAUUAAAUUCACCUUCUGUACAGUGAACAGGGGGCGUCCCCGUGGGUGUAGAAUUGUAAUUGUGUUCUAACGGAGUCCAUACGGAGUAGUGACUUGAAGUCAUACGAAGCUGCUGCCGUUGCAUCCAACGCCCAGUAUUGACCGGAUUGCAUCACCUUCCUUUUAAGAUCAUCCUCCAGAGUUAGACUGCCGAAUUCAAAAUGGGGUCGCUAAAAUUGCAAGAGGUGAAGUGCAUACCGAACGGGCGACGCAACGGAUGCAAUGAUGCAUAUCAAAAGCAGUCCCACCACACCGCUGGUGGCCGGUGAGAAGCGUCCAAAGAAGGAAUCUUCCCAGCCGCAAGACACUCGCAAAGUGUCCAGCUUCAUACAACGGUUCUACUUGUUUGGCAACAGCCCGAGCACACCGCACGGUGCGGAAGCGGAACCCGAAGCACCGAAGGUUAAGAAGACGAAAGUGUCCAACCAGCAGACGACGGGUGACACUCAGCCCAACUCCAAAUCAGCAGCAACCGCUAGACCCGGCAGCUCGCCAAGUACCGACGGUACCGUAUCGUCAUCAUCCGAGCCAUCUGAAGAGUUAAACCCAGUGCAGUAUCCCUCGUAUAGUGUCCAGCGGCUGCGACAGUUCUGGAACAACCGGCUGCUGUCGAAUCAGCAACCAACAGGAUCUUCCAUCGACACGCUAGUGAGAAAGGCGAAGAGUGCAACGAUCGGAGCACCAACUGGGGCAGCUGCCAGAACCGUUCUGCGUAAAUCACCUUCACCGAAGGCGACCACACGGUUCCAACGCAACGGUUCCAUUACCCGAUCGGGCAGGCGUCGCUUCGGAACUCUCGACAGCACCGAAAGUGUUCGUAGCGGGCUGGACGUUAACCUGCAGCGGUCUGCUCAACCACCGAAACGAUCGUCCCAUGCCGCCCUGCUCAGCCCCGAUCGGGAAGCUCAGCGCACGCUGGUAGAGAAGCGACCGUGCGUUGGAUCAACCCCGGUGACGGCCGGACCCAGUGCGCGAGAAUCUUUCCCACUGGCCGUUUCCACCCCGAACGGUAAUCAGAUCCAUUGGGCACGUCGAACGGAGCUGCUGGGGAUUCGUGCCCUCACGCAGGAGGAAAAGAAGCAGUGCGCCAAAAUGCCACUCCGGGUAGAGAACUACGUGAAUAGUUACAUCGACGUGGACAUACAGAGCGUCGGUGGACAGGAUGAACCGACAAGAAAUGUGUCAGUCCCUGUGCAAGAACCACCAAAGGAUGCUUUGGAGAAGUUACCACCGAUCCCCAACACGUCUACCCCGGUCACCACACCGGUACGGCAACCCAGUACCUCUUCCCUGGGCCGGAAAGGCAACACUCCGACGCGUAAAAUCAGCUUCAUGAACAACAUUUCGCCCUACAAUCGCAAGCUGCUCGCCUGCAAUGGCACGAAGGUGGCCGCACUCACCAGCAAAUUCAAUCAAAUGAUCCAGCAGGACGCUGGACUGCUUGCGCAGGUGCAGAAGCGCGGUGGCUAUCUGCACAAAUGCGGCAAUGUGGCUUACAAAGUGAUUGAAGAUCCUGGCAGCGAUGGAGUGUACGGCUUUACGUCGACGGGACGAAUGAGCAGUGCAAGAAGCAGCUUGCGAAAAAAACAUUCAAACGCAUCGGCUACUUCCGGUGGAGGUUCCACUGCUGCUGCUGCGACUGCCACUGCCACAGCCACUGCUGCUACUGCUGCAGGAACCGCUGGAAACCGAACGGACGAAAGUUCGGACGAAAUCUCCUCAUCAGCGUCCAGCAAAAACUCUUCGCUACGCAAAACGGGACUACGGAAGCGACCGAGCUUGCGGAAAAAUAUUUACCGCCGACCGGAGUGGGAAACGGGACGCAGUUCGCUCGGCGUGCGGAAAGUGCUGGAGAUGUUCGAGCCGAACCUGCACCAUGGACGGGGCAAGCGGGCGGAGAGUGGCGAUACGGGCAAACCGCCACCGGGACGUAGUAAGCCGAAGGUACCGGACAAAAGCGAGCAAGUGUUGCAAAAAACGAAAGACUUCAAGUCGAAGAAGGUGGUAAGCGAGGUAGUGGAGAAGAGCAAUCGAGGGGCUCUAAAUGAACAAGUAGAGGAGGUGCGUGGGGAUGUAGCGACUGCCAGUUCGGCGGACGAACAUGUCGUUGAUGGAUCUAGACAGGAAACAAAUGAUUCAUCUGCUGUUAGUGAGGAAGCUAAAAGCAAUGACGUCUCACCAAAGGAAGCUAAAAAGGGAAGCAACGGCAUUACAUCGAAACUACACAAGAACUCACCAAGAGAAGCUUCUAAUGCGAUUGUACCUUCGAAAGGAGAAAAUCUAGAGCCUACUGAGGUCCUAUCUGACGGUAAUAAUAGUUUUGGAGAGAUUCAUCCUUCUCACAAUUGGAUGGAUGGAACAUAUGAUCAAAUCGAUCUUGAAGAACCCACUAAUGGAAAGGAGAUCUCCGCCGUUAGUAAACCGAACGAAAUAAUUUCCUCACAGAAGGUUCUGAAAGAGAAGGAAAAGAGCAAGAGUGCUGUAUCGAAGAUUCAAGAGCGUCUCACGUUCAGGUCGUCCAAGAAGGUCACUGUUGAAAAUACUGCCCCGAGAAAAGAGCCAUCGGAAGGAGUCGCAAAUCGUUCCGACCAUGACUUAGGCGAGGAUCAAGCAGCAUACAGUUCUGUAGAGAAGGGAAGCAAACAAGUCACAGAAGAACCAUCACCGUACCAUGCUGUCAAAACCUCGACAGGGUCAAAUCAAGAACUUAUUGAUGUCCUGCCCGACGGCGAUAGUAGCUUUGGAGAGCUCCAUCCGUCUUAUAACUGGACCGAUGGAACAUACGAUCGGAAAUAUGUGGAACAAGCCGCUCAAAUUAAUGCAGCAUACAGUUCUGUGGAGAAGGGAAGCAAAAAAGUCACGGAAGAACCAUCUCUGUACAAUUCUGUCAAAGCUUCGACAGGGGUAAAUCAAGAGCUUAUUGAGGUCCUAUCCGACGGCGAAAGUAGCUUUGGAGAGCUCCAUCCGUCUUAUAGCUGGAUGGAUGGAACAUACGAUCAGAUAGAUUUGGAAGAACCCACUCAUGGAAAAGAGAUCGCCGUCGCCACGACCGAAAUGAGUGGCUCUCAAAAGGAUCCGAAAGAGAAGGAAAAGGGCAAAAGUGCUGUAUCGAAGAUUCAAGAGCGUCUGACGUUCCGAUCAUCUAAGAAGGUUGCCGUUGAAAAUCCUGCUCCUAGAAAAGAGCCUUCCGAAGAAGUCGCAAAUCUUUCCGACAAUGACUUCGGUGAGAACCAUGCAGAAUAUAGUUUUUUAGAGAAGGGAAGCAAACAAGUAACUGAAGAACCAUCACCGCACGGUGCAGUCCAACCUGACAGUAGCCAAACGGAAACAGUUGUAACAUCACCAAAGGAAGGGAAGGAGAAAAAGAGAAGCAAAAGCACUGUAUCGAAAAUUUACGAACGCUUAACGUUUCGAUCGUCCAAGAAGAUGGCGGCACCGAGUGAGCGGUCGGAUGAGGUAGUGAUCAUCCGGGAGGCAGAGGAUGCUAAUCGAAAGGCUCCCGGGCUCCGCCGAUCCUUUGUGUCGUCAAUCGAGAUUCCGUCGAUACAUCCAGAUGAAAGGGCAGUAGCAUCACCUUCGCCAGAGGCAUCCAGAGAAGAGUCGACCGAAAAGGAUAGUUCUGAGCAGAAGAUACUCGAAGCGAUCAGUGCCGUUAGUCAGAGGAUUGAUAAUCUAUCAAAGAGCUUCAGUGAUUUAACGCUAACUGAUGACGAGAACACUCAGGCGAAACGUACAGCCGAUGCAGAACAGGAAGAAGAUGUUCAGCAGGUGCGUCCGAAUGCAUCCUUUCUGUUUCGCGGUAUGGGUUCGGCAGGAUCUAGAGCAGGAUUGGACAGCAAGCACGCCAGUCAGCACAACAUCGUCGAAGCGGUCAAUACGGUCGUCAUCAACAAAUCGCUCUCGAUGGAUGAUCACCAUUUCCCUUGUGCACGGGGCGAAACGGGUAGAAUGAGUCUGAACGAGCGUUCGCGAGCACAGCGUGGCCUGGAGGAUGAUUACGAACCAGUCAUCCAACCCGAGGAGAAGUUGCCGUCGGCAGCAGGCUCCAAGUUCUGCUCCACACCUUCCAUAACGAUCGAUUUGUCCGAACUGACGAGCAAAAUAGAAUCGUUCGUGCACAAAUCAAAGCGCGAAUCAGACAACAUCUACCAGAGCAUUCCAAUAAAGUCCCAAGGGACAGGUAAUACCGCUCUUCUCCACCAGCCUGAGGAUGCCAUUAGCGUCAACAGUUACGAAUCGUUCGAAAACUACGAAUCGAUCGAGCAUGAGCUUCUUUCCAGCACACGGAAGCAAAAUCCCGAGAAAGCAUCCGGCGAAGAGGACACGUACGAGAUUUGCAGUCCACCGCCGGAGCUGCCACCCGCCCGGGAAGACUCUCGCAACGAUCUGACCCUACCACAACCAAAGCGCAAUCUAUCCUCGUCCCCCAAAACGCUACCGAAACACCUGCAGGUAACCUAUCAGUCCAACUACGAACGCAUCAAGUACAGCAAGAUCCCACCGAGACCACCGAAACCGGAGGAAGUCCCACUGCCGCCGCGUAACAGUUCCACUGCCAGCACUGGAGCAACGUCCAGCGCAGCGAACGUCACGCUGGAAGCCAGUACGUCACACUCCUCCUCCACGGAACAAGCGUCGUCCGGCGCGGGCGGAGAUUUGCUGGACAAAUCACCCCACCGGCAGGAGCGCAUCUACGAGGAGAACAUCUACGACACGAUCCGCAGUGCGGACGGUGUCGACUAUGACGAUCCGGCCUGCGGCUCAGCGGAGCUGGACCCAACGCAGACAACGCAACCAGGCGGCAUUAGGGUGGGCCUAUCGUCCCGCGCACGCCAGCAACCAUCGCCGCCCGCCGAUAACGUAUCGCUCGUUUCAUCCAACUGCUACGAAUCGAUCGGACUGCGGCUGGAGUACGAGCGGAGCAUGAUGUUGGCGCGGCGCAACCUGGCCGGCGGUUCGACCACGACGCUGGCGUCCGAUCAAAUCACCAACAGCCUGUACGGUGUUACGGCCGGGCUCGCAAGCUUAACACCACCAAGUGAACGUGGUAGUGACACAAGCAACAGUGCCGACUGGACCGACAUCUCCGACGAGGAUGAGACGGGUGAGCGGGCCGAUGUGACGACGGCGAUGACCACGGGGGGAUCGAAGCGACCGAACUUUAUCGUCGUACGGGAGCGCAAGCGGACGCAUCAGACACCGUUAAGGUCGCGGAAACUGGCUCGCAUCUCGCACCCGAAGAUAGACGACGAUUCCGAUCAUCACUAUGAAUCGCUUUACUCGAUCGGUUCGAACGAUGGGCGCCACCAGCACCAGCACGAUUCCAACUACACCACCUUGCCGUCGCACGCGGAAGGAUCCCCGCUUUCCGGGAAUGUCACGUCCGGGGUCAACUUCCACGAGCAUCGAGCCGGUGGUGGUGGUGGUGGUGAUGCAAGUGCAGCGAUGCUACUUCCCCCUGACGACGAGUUCGACUCGUUCGACAGCGAUGACACGGACUACGAGGACGAAGACGACGAUCGGAACCGAGCCCGAACGGACAGUGGGGUGGACAUACGAAACGCGAAGCUGCCCGAUCCACCACCGUCCAGCAGUCAGGUGUACGUGCUAGUGCAAAAGAUUAAGAACCUCGGCACACUGUCGGAGAUAGCGAAAAGCUUCCACAAGCUGUCCAAGAAGAAGGGAACCAAAGGCGCUACUACGACGGCCGGUGCCGGUGGUGGUACGUACGAGAAUACGGUCCUGGGCUCGAAGCACGCCGGCACCAAAACAGGGUCCAAAGGAAUGAGCUCUUCCACUUCCUCGAAAUCGUUCAAACUGCCGCCUCUCCCUUUAGUCGGUGGCGGUGGUGGUGUGCCAAAACCACCACCGGAGGACUACGAGGGGGCAGCAGUCGGCUCACCGCACUCCGGGUCGCAUCCGGCGCCGCCUGGUUCGUCCUUGCUGCUGCCGGCUUCCUCGCCAUCCUUGUCUUCGGCGUCCACCACGGCUAAUCGCGCUGCUGCGGCGACGCCGCUCAUCUCUAGUCCCGUGCCGGAGCAAUCGUCGUCCGCCGGUGUGCGCAGCACGAGCGAGUCCAGCAACGUGAGCGGCAAUGUGCCGAAAGCUCCCGGCACCGCGGGUUUCUCCCCGGCCGACGGUGCGACGCGCAAAAAGUCCAAGAGUACCAAAUCGCUGCGCUCGAAGCUGCGCAAAAGUCUCGUGUCCGAUUCGACCAGCCUCAACAUCGGAAGCUCGUUCAACGGGUCCCGCAGCACGUUCUACGUAACGUCGGCCGAUGUGGAUUCGGGCAUCUUUAACGGGUCGGACGGUUGCCUUAAUCCAUCCGCCAGCAGUGUGUCCCAGUCGCAGGAGAUGCCAACGAAACCGGCCGAAGACAAUCGACGAAAAUCGAUUGCCUCUGCGACCGGGACGACGGGUCACGGGCGUCCAACGAUACCGCCACCACCGCCACCGGCCGAAGCGGGCAAGAGGACGGCAGCAUCUUCCUCCGUUUCACCCCUGCUGGCCGCAAGCAACAGCAAGUCGGUGAGCAAGAAGCUGGGCGCUACCUCCUGGUACGCGGAGUGUGGCGUCUUCAAGCAGCCGCACUCCUUCGGCACCGGAAGCGAUCAGUCGCUGAGCAAUGGAAAGGGCGAUGGUAGCAUCAGCCCUCGCAGCUCCCUACCACCAAAGGACGGCGGUCCUACCGGUGCUGGAUCUGGUGGUGGUGUUGGUGGCGGUAACGAUCGCACACUCACCAGCAAUGGGCACACGUCGGCCUCGUCGUGGUACGCGGACAUCUACCAAACCAGUGGCGCAUCGGUGGCGAGCUCGAGCGAAAGCUCGGGCGUCUCUACCGGCGGAGAGGGUGGACCGGGUGACGAUCAUUCGCACAGUAUGUUUGUGAACGAGCCGCUGUACCAGAUUUACAAUGCCGCGAAGCUGGAAUCGAUCACGCGGGACAUUGAUGCGGAAAUUAGUGGCCGCUCGGAGGCGGAGCUGUACGACGAUGGGUACGAGAAGAUUGCGGAGCGAAACCGCCGACGGAAGACGGGAGGCACCGGCGAGCAGGAGGGAGCAGAGGAAGGUGAUGAAGGUGGCUGCUCCAGCAGCUCGGGCAGCUCGUCCACCGAUGGGGACGAUCGGGGCGAUGAUUCCGCGAUGCAUCUGCGCAAACCUUCGCGUCCAACGGCGCUGGAGCUGAUUGAGCCGCACAUUGGCAAGCUGCGUACGCUUUGGUGCGAAGUGCCGGAGGUUCGAAAUUCCGAGAUACUGGCUACCCUAACGCCGACGGAAAAGCGGCUACAGGAAGCCAAGUUCGAGAUACUCACCUCGGAAGCGUCCUACCUGAAAUCGCUCAAUCUGCUCCGGACGCACUUUGUCAACCAUCCUGCCUUCCGCGACACGCGUAUCCUCAGCUCUUCGGAGCGGAAAACGCUCUUCUCCUCCAUCAUACCGGUGCAGGAGUGCUCGGACCGGUUGCUGUGCGAUCUGGAAAACUGCUGGCAGGACAACAUUAUGCUGCUCGGGCUGAGCCACAGCAUCUACAAGCACGCGGAGAAGCACUUCCACGUGUACGUGACGUACUGCGAGCAUCAGGCCAAGAUCGAUCGCACCCUGAAGGCGCUCAAAGCCAACAAGCCGGAGUUUGCGCGCACACUGGCCGCGCUCGAGGCGGACCCGGUCUGCUGCAGUCUCAGUUUGUCCUCCUUCCUGAUGCUGCCGAUGCAGCGCAUUACGCGCAUGCGCCUGCUGCUGGACGCGGUGCUGCAGCGCUGCCAUCCGGACGAUGACGACGAGUUCGGCAGCUGGGAGAGUACGUUCGUGCUGAUCAAUCGCAUCCUGACGCAGUGCAACGAUGCGGCCCAUCGCAGCGAGCAGCUGUACGAGAUGGAGCUGCUGUCGCGGCAGAUCGAGUUCCCGACGAACGUGCGACCGCUGGCGAUCGUGCCGUGCGGUAUCGGGGCCGCCCCCAGCACGAUGCACCGGAAGCUGGAGAAGCGCGGCGAUCUGGUGCACGUGCUGUGGCGCGGCGACGAUGCGAAGCUCACGUUCGGCAAGAAGUUCUCCAAGAGCAAUGUGUACGCGUUCCUCUUUACCGAUUUGCUUGUGUUGACCAAAAAGAAAAGCGAUGAAAGCUAUCUUGUGAUCGAUUACUGUCAGCGGGCAUUGCUGACCGUCAGCUCGGGCGAUAUUGUGACCGGUCUGCCGGCCAAAGAGAUGCAAACGAUCGGUAAAAAUCUCAUCAUCAUGACACUGCUGGAGAACCACGAGGGCAAGACAAUCGAAAUGAUUCUUAGCUGCCCGUCCGAAACGGAACGCGAACGCUGGCUGAUGGUGACGGAACCGCCGGCCUCGGAAAACCCGGACGAGAAGAUCUACGAGCAGUGGGACUGUCCGCAGGUGAUAGCCGUCCAUCCCUACCAAGCGCUGCAACCGGACGAACUCGAUCUCGACAUCAAGGACGUGGUGAACGUGCAUCGGAAGAUGGCCGACGGCUGGUACGAAGGUGAACGUAUUCGUGACGGUGCCGUCGGUUGGUUCCCGAGCAACUACACGAAGGAAAUCCCGUCGGCCCACAUACGGGCGAAGCACAUCAAGCAGCGCCACCUGCUGCUAACGUACACCUCCAAGUACAUCGACACUGCCACUAAAGCCCACCAUCAUUACCACAAUUACUAUCAUCAACCGCAGCACCAGCAGCAGCAUCAUCAUCAUCAACUUCAUCAUAAACAGCAGCAUUUGCAGCAUCAGCAGCAGUAUCAUCAUCAUCAUCAACAGCAGCAAAGCAAAAAGUGAAAUAAAACCGUGAUUGUGUACCGUACUUAGAAAUAGACAGAGGGAGAGAGAGAGCGUGCGCGCAUUUUGAAGUGAAGUGAAUUUGUACAAUGGAAUAUAUCUAAAACACCUGUACAGAGCUGUGUGCUGUUAAGGUUGCCGCAGUUUUUAGACCGUCAAGGCGGGGAGGGGUGUGGGCACAUCAGCACCGCUCCCGCGCUCUCGCCGGUCAAGCAAUAGUAGAAUAAGGGUAGGAUAGUUUUAGCCGUUCGCGUAUCUAGAAUAUCGCUAGUAGUGUUGUACUAUACCGUGUAGAUAUAGCCCCCCUGUUUCAUGCCAACAUUUCGCUCUAUCUAAUCGUUACACUGAAUUUAAUGUGAAAUAAAAUGUUAUUGAAUAAAA
Molecule: messenger RNA, 10188 nt
Organism: Anopheles coluzzii
Lineage: Eukaryota; Metazoa; Arthropoda; Insecta; Diptera; Culicidae
Exons: 10
Coding region: 1249-9807 (2852 amino acids)
Biological process (GO): activation of GTPase activity
Molecular function (GO): protein binding; guanyl-nucleotide exchange factor activity
Source: RefSeq, a predicted model, not a curated record